UUUACCAAUGGAUGUGCACCGGUCAUAAGUCAUGACCUCAAUUUAAUUGAAUCAUUCCUGUUUUUUUUACUCAUUUCCCCCAUCUGUGUAUUGCUGGUUUUUACUUUCAUAUCCAAAUGGCUCAACAAAGACAGCUGGGAAAAUAUCUGCACCUUAUAUUGUGAAAGAAUUGAAAGUUAAACAAUCCAUUUUCAUUAUAAAAAUAUUAAUAGUUGCAUAUUGAGUACUUCCUCUUUCAUGAGCAUUUCCUCUAAUCUCUGCCUCCUCCCACUCCCUAUCUUUACCGAGAUCUUUGGGUAGUUUAACUUUAAUCGAAAGUGAAAGUGUUGGCUGAUGACUAAAGGGAGUGGAGAGAGAGGAGAGGCAGAAGGAGAACAGAAGACAAAGGAAAUCUCUCUUAUCUGGAUCACAGCUAACACACCAUGAUGCUUCGCCUCCAGCACCAGGACGCUCUCAUCCCUCGGCCUCGAGGGACUUUGCCCAAGGUGUGUGCUGUGGCGCUGGCUGCCAUGACAACGGGAGGCGUCGUGUUUCUGUCUCCUGAAAGGUUGUUUGGAUGGGUUGCCAUGGCAAUCCUCAUCCUGACCCUCGGCCCUCUGCUGCACGGGCUCUGUCUGCUGGCAGAGGAGAUGUUGCACCAUUCAAAUACCAGGUAUAGAGGCCGGAGGCUGCUGAGCCACAUGCUGCCAGCCUGUGGUUUUGGGGGAAAGACCCUGCUGGCUGCUGGGCUGGCAGGCCUGCUGCUCUACCUGGCCGGACAUCCUCUGCCACACAAAGGUCAAUGCUGGAAACUCCUCAUCCUGACCUCGGUCCUUUACGCUCUGUUCAAAAGCCUGGGAGUCCUGGGUCCGUCGGAGGUGGAGGUGUCUGACAUCUGCGAGGUCAGGAAGAUGAACGUGGCCCACGGCCUGGCCUGGUCCUUCUACCUGGGCUACCUGCGACUGGUGCUGCCACGUUUAGAGGACUCCAUCAAAGCAUUUCGUGAAACCCAUAAGGCCUUCUGUGGUCGUGGCUCCAGGAAGCUCCUCAUCCUCAUACCUCUCAACACCAACAUUUCUCACAAGCUGGAGGAAGAGGACGACCACAUCCAAUUCUAUGACAACCUGCACAACAACGAGAUAGACAGGGCAGGCGUCCAGGGGCGGGUCUACAAGCACAGCGUCUACAGCGUAUUGGACAAGCAUGGGGAGGCCCAUCAGUGUGUGGUGGAGUAUGCAACGCCUCUGCUGACGCUGCACAGCAUGUCCCAGGAGAGCAGCGCUGGUUUCGGGGAGCCUGAGCGCCGACAGCAGGUCCUGCUCUUCUACAGGACCCUGCAGGAAAUACUGGAGCACUCGCUGGAGUGUCGCAACCGCUACAAACUCAUCCUGCUUAAUGAUGAAGACGAGGACGACCCUCGCCUCCUGUCCAAAGCCAUCCUCAGACACCUGCAGCAGCAGGAGAGAGAGGAGUUCUGCCUCACCCCACCUCCUCAACAGGAGAUGGUGCACCCCCUGGCAAGAACAUCGGGCGCCAUGCCAACUGCUCCACCCAUAGGUGGUAACUAUAGAUACCCUGAGCCAAUGAGCAGGGAGCCUACGCUGAUGUUCAGCCUGGAUAAACCUCAGCCUCUGAAGGAACCUGUAGAGGACACCGACCACUACUGAGGACAAAUAUAAACACAUGCUCAGGCAUAUAUAACGUAAACACACACACGCAUGUACACACACUGUUAUACUUUAUUCUUGUUACAUACGCAGUUGAUAGAUUAGCGAUAUGAAAAUUAUAAACUGACUGUGUCUGAAUUCAUAGAUAUUAAAUAAA
This is a messenger RNA of Anarrhichthys ocellatus (wolf-eel), 1803 nucleotides long. It is a transcript of the gene sting1, whose product is annotated as stimulator of interferon response cGAMP interactor 1. Bases 423 to 1646 code for a protein of 407 amino acids. Gene Ontology annotation, cellular component: autophagosome; endoplasmic reticulum membrane. NCBI's taxonomy places the organism in Eukaryota, Metazoa, Chordata, Actinopteri, Perciformes, Anarhichadidae. The transcript has 7 exons. The record is from RefSeq and is a predicted model, not a curated record. Gene Ontology annotation, biological process: innate immune response; activation of innate immune response; autophagosome assembly. Gene Ontology annotation, molecular function: cyclic-di-GMP binding; 2',3'-cyclic GMP-AMP binding.